Drosophila kikkawai is the source of this 2517-nucleotide messenger RNA. RefSeq lists its product as uncharacterized. Gene Ontology annotation, biological process: proteolysis. Gene Ontology annotation, molecular function: aspartic-type endopeptidase activity. Lineage: Eukaryota; Metazoa; Arthropoda; Insecta; Diptera; Drosophilidae. The record is from RefSeq and is a predicted model, not a curated record.
CUGCCGAAAUAUGGCAAUAACAAUGGUAGAAAACUUCUGAGCUGAAAAGUCGCGCCGCUUCGACAAGUCAAAAAGUAAAAAGUGCUCAACUGCGUGUCCGCGUCGGGCAAUAAUCCUGACAGAUCCUUCGAGGACCUCGACAACGAACUAGAGCAAUCACGCCUCCGCUAUUUAAAUAGCCGCCGUAUUCCUGACCAUUGUUUGCAACGAUGGGCGUCAAAUGGAUCAGCUACCGCAAAAAGCACGAGCUGGAAGCCAUCCUCGGCGAGUUCGGUCUCGAACAGUCCGGCACUGUGGAUGAGCAGCACGACCGUUUGAUUUUUUUCGCCCGGGAUCCCGAGAACUCCGAGGCAAACCUGGUCCGCCUUAGCGAGCUGGAGCGAAUGUUUGGGAACGCACCCACUGGGGAUAUAGAUGCUCUCGCCGACUCCGUUCGACUCGAUCCUGCUUCCACCAACGCCGACCGGGCUACAGGAAGCCAGCUGGGCCGAGGUCGGACACGAGUUCCUGGAUUUUUUCCGGCCACCGCGCUAUUAUCAGCGACUGGAGGACAAAAUCCGGACUUACCUGCAGCGGCCCAACGAGCCGUUCAAGGGGGUCUACGACAACAUGCUCCCGGAAUACAAGUUAUUAACCGGGAGACAAGAUUUCCGCACCCUGGCAGAGCUGACCCACCUGGUAGUGGACUACGAGGUGACGCGCAGCCGGUAUGGAGGCCAAGACCAUCGCUCUCCGAGCCCUCGACAGGAACCCAGGUCCAACUAUGCGACGGAGGCCGACCGGAUGCCACGCCGUGCCCCGCCAGCAGCCCGAUCGGGCCACUCAACCAACGGAUCCACCAGCCGGAACGCGUGCACGAGCCACAGCGCAGCCUCUCUCGAGCCAGUCAACAUCCGCGACGCCUGCCGCAACAGCGGACUACUGGGACACUUCUCGGUGGAGUGCCAGAAUCCACGCGUCAUCUUCUGCCGGGAUUGCGGACGCCGAGGAACCCGGACUAUCGAAUGCUGUCGGCGCUCAGCAUCGUGAAACGGGAACGGGCCUCGAGUGACCCGGAAUCACCGGGGGAACCCGUCCAACCCACGCAGCCAGUAGGAGGAACCCUCUACCAACACCAGGGACGCAUCCGCGCCGCCAUCACCAUGGAGGAGCGAGGAUUCGUGGCCACCCUGGACACCGGAGCUACGUACAGCUUCAUUAGCGAGGACCUAGCCCGAGAGCUAGGCAACGCAAACAACAUGCGGGAUAUCAGGACUCAACUCAAGUUGGCCGACGGGACAUGCCGAGAACUCACUCGGGCCCUCGCCACAAACAUCUACCUCGGGAACAAACGCGCCCCAACCAUCCUGCUAGUCAUGACCGGAGUCCUCGACGGCAUUCUCCUAGGCAUGGAUUUUCUUUGCAGGAUUGGAGCCACGAUCCAGUGCGGGGGACAGACCCUCAGCUUGCUACCCGACGACUACACGGAGCCGCCUUGGGUUCAAGCACAAAGCAACGCAAGACGCCGGAAGAAAGAGACACGCUCUGUCCACUUCGAGGAGCCACACUCCACCCCUCACGAAGGACCAUCGACGAGCCGCCAUUCCGCCUCGACGACCGACGAGGGCUCGGCCGCCGAGAUGCCAUCAGUAGCAGCACCGAGCCGCCCUCCGCUGCCGAACGAUCCCCGACGGACCAGGAGCCGACCACCGACGCCGAUACCGGAACUACGAGGCCGCCGGCGAAGCACACCCUGGGCGGACAGCCCCUCCGGAUCCUCGUCUGAGGAAGAACGGCCCAGCGACCGCCAAGCCCAUGUCCACUGGGUGCCCGCUCCCGACGGGUGGAGCACGGCCAACGGCACGCUGCCUGCCCCGCUCAUUCGACGGAUCCAGCAGCGGCUCCAAGGACCCAGGCGGCGAACCCUGCGGUACCUGGAAGAGGAGAAGGGCCAGCGCUUCCGAGUGCAGCUCAACCGCGACGACCACGUCCGGGUGUUCUUACACUCCACCCGGAACUAAGGAGGGAGUGUGACGACGCGAAUUGUCGUCACAAAGAUGUAAAUAUUAGAUUAAGCUUAGAAUUAUUCGUAAAAUUAGAAUAAACCAAACACACGCACACCCACAUACACUCAGACGCUCCUUACAAUACCAUUAAAAUAAAACCAAAUCAAAAGAAAUGCAGAGAUAUAUAUUGUUUUCUUCUUUUAUUUUUGAAUUUUAUUACUGAACUUAAUUUUCUAAUUCUAUAUUGCUGAAUUACAAACUGAAAAGAUACACAUGUUUCUUUGGUUAAUAAUACAAAUGGUAGGGAUUAAAUUUCACUAUAGAUCCAGACUUAUUUAAAGUGCGAAUGCUGAACGUAAAAAAAUUAAUAUAAGUCUGACAACUUUAAAAAUAAAUUGUUUCGAAUUUGCUGAAUUAUUAACACACCAAUAUAUUAUUUAUAAAAGGCAUAAAAAUAAAAAAAAACAGUUUGCACAGGCUUCAAAUAAAACAAUCAUUACAGAAAGUAUACAUGACGGUUGUGUACACGAAA